CUCGUCUUUUGCUGGCCAUUGCAAUUCCAAUGUUGCGGUCAUCGCUUCGGUCAGCGAGAUUGCUAGGCGGCAAGCCCGUUGCGGCUGCCGCCGGGCGCCAAUGGUCUGUUGCCGCGGCGCAACGAGCGCCCAUGCUGGCCAAGAGAUUCUACGCCGACCAGAAGACGCCCCCCGUUCUGCCCACGUCCGAGACGCUGAGCUCUGAACGCACGCCUCCUCCUCCUGCGCAGGGCCCCGUCGACACGACCAUUACUUCGGCAGAAAUCCCCCCCACGCCGCCGCCGCCGCCUCCUACGUCCACCGAGAGCCAGAGCGUGGCGCCCAAGUCCAGCCCGCCGCCAAAGAAGAAGAAGGGAUUUUUCAGGAGACUGAGGAACUUUAUCCUGACCCUGAUUGUGCUUGGUGGUGCUUCCUUUGGCGCCGGGGUGUGGUACUCGCGCAUCAACGACUCCUUCCACGAUUUUUUCACCGAGUACAUUCCCUUUGGCGAGCAGGCCGUCCUCUACCUGGAGGAGCUGGAGUUCAAGAAGAGGUUCCCCCAGGCUCCCCUUGGCGGUGCCAGACAUCCCGAUGCUGUCGAGAAGGUCAGGAUCCCUGCCCAGAGCGGCGCUUCCUGGAGGGUAGCGGAUAAGACAGAGCCUUCUGAGCGCCGCACAAGCGCCUCUCCUGCUAGCAAGAAGGCUGCGAAGCCAUCUGCCGAGGAGGCUCCCAAGCCUGCUGAGCCAGAGAAGAAGACUGCUGUCGCUGCCAAGCCCAUCGACAAGGUUUCUCCGGAAGAGCCAAAGACCUUCAAGGCCGCUGCGACCGAGCCCAAAGAUAAGCCUGCGUCUAAGCCCCUGAGGUUUAUCGAUCUGAUGACGCUGCCCGAUGCCAAGGAGCCCAUCGUUCGAGACCUUGUCCACAUGCUGAACGAUCUCAUCUUGGUUAUCAACGCCGACGGCGCACACAACAAGUACUCUUCGACCAUCAACAAGGCCAAGGAUGAGGUUUUGAGGAUUGGUGGACGUUUGAGGGGUCUCAAGGACGAAGCUGAGAAGAAGGCGGCUGAGGAUGUCCGAUCUACCGUUGCCGAGUUUGAUACCGCCGCCAACGAGCUUGUUCGACGUGUUGAGGGCUCCAUUGCCCAGCAAGAGGUUGCUUGGCGCCAAGAGUUUGAGGAGCAGAUGAAGACUGUUCGCGACAGCUAUGACGAGAGAGUCAAGCUUCUGCUUGAGCGUGAGCAGAAGCUCAGUGAGGACAAACUCCAAAACCAGCUCCUGGAACAGGCGAUUGCCUUGAAGAAGGACUUCCUCAAAGAGGUUGAGAGCCGCGUCGAGCAGGAGCGCGAGAGCCGCAUUGGCAAGCUCAACGAUCUCUCGGCAGCUGUAUCCCAGCUGGAGAAGCUCACUCUUGGCUGGAACGAGGUUGUCGACACCAAUCUCAAGACCCAGCAGCUUCACGUCGCCGUCGAGGCCGUUCGCGCCAGUCUCGAGGAUGGCCAGCACCCUCGUCCUUUUAUCCGCGAGCUCGUCGCCCUCAAGGAGAUUGCCACAGACGACGCCGUCGUCGAUGCUGCCGUUGCCUCAAUCACGCCUUCAGCUUACCAGCGGGGUAUCGCUACCUCAUCCCAGCUGAUUGACAGAUUCCGCCGCGUUGCCAGCGAGGUCCGCAAGGCCUCUCUACUCCCUGACGAUGCGGGCGUUGCCAGCCACGCAUCCAGCUGGGUUCUUAGCCACGUCAUGUUCAAGAAGCAGGGUCUUGCGGAGGGAGACGACGUCGAGAGCAUCUUGACUCGCACGCAGACCUAUCUAGAGGAGGGAGACCUGGAUGCUGCGACCAGAGAGAUGACUGGCCUGCAGGGUUGGGCCAAGACUUUGAGUAAGGAUUGGCUGUCUGAGGCUCGAAAGGUUCUCGAGGUUCAGCAAGCGCUUGAUGUCAUUGCUGCAGAGGCUAGACUACAGAGCCUGCGCGUAGAGUAAAAAUUAAAUUAGUAUUGAGAUUAUUUCUUUGGUCCUGUAUAUUGAUUGAAUCAGAGGAGGAAAAAAAGUAGAGAGGGCUUCUGGCCCGUGUAUAGUUAGGAAUAGAUACUGGUGGUUCAAGUUUCAAGAAAAAGGUGAUAUUAUGUUGCAUCAAAGUAUUUAAUAUUGGUUUUGAAUCUUCUUUGUGACCUAGUGAAUGACUUCAAAGACUGCAUCCACUCUAUCUUGACAUGAACAUGGAAAUUAUGCAUCGCAGAAUUUGAUAUCGGUUGCAUCAAGUGGUGGUUGGUGGUGGUGCUCAUAAAACCCGUGCCCCGCCAUUUAGUAUCUGCACUCAGAAUUCCAUAGAAUUUAACCUUCAUCAUUACAUCAGCACUGUGGCCAGUCUUCAAGAAACCCAGUGAGAAGUCAAUGAGAUGAUGUAACAUUCUCUCUUCAUUCCUCUUAAUCUUUGCUUUAUGCGUAUCCAGAAUAUGAGCUUUGGGCUUGCUCAGAAAGUGCGCUUCCCAUUCGCUUCACUCAUCCCAACACGUAUAAAUCAUACCAUCAGAUCAUCAAUCCAGUCAGGGAGCCGCAAGUACAGCCGCAUCAUGACUCGAGACUACAACGCAGCCCUCGAGAAGUUGGCUCUCCUCCAGUCCAACCGCAUCGUCACCAGCCUCUUUGAAUCAUCAGAGAAAAAGUCUCCCCAGGACCUCAAUGCGCUCGCCAUCCCAGAAAUGCUGGAAUGGCUUCGGCGCGCAGG
Trichoderma atroviride IMI 206040 is the source of this 2703-nucleotide messenger RNA. RefSeq lists its product as uncharacterized. The record is from RefSeq and is a predicted model, not a curated record. Lineage: Eukaryota; Fungi; Ascomycota; Sordariomycetes; Hypocreales; Hypocreaceae.